AUGUGUGGAGGUGAGGAACAAUGCACAGCGAUCUGCGCAGAUAAGAAGGAGAUGAUUGGGUCAGUCCAAAUUACUUCGACUGAAAUGGGCAACAUCUGUGAUACGGUUGUCAAUCUGACCCAUCUGUCAGCUGCAACCUCUUUGAAUAUUACCGAGCAAGUGGCUACAAAACUUACUAAUCCAAAACGAUCCAAGGCUUUUCCUUUUCUUGUACCACUGUCAACUACAGACGCUAUCGAUGCGUCUGGCGCAAGCGUAAUACCGCUUUCAAAGCAAUCUAAGAUUUCCACAAAUCCUUCGGUACAGCAAAGCGUGACUAAUAUGCCAAGAGGCCAAGAAAUAUUUUCUAAUCAAUCGGAUUUUGUUGUAACUAAGGAACCUACUCAGAAAAGCGCAACAACUCAAACGAAGACAUUUGCAAAGAUUAUAAAAUCCACUUCAACUACGGAAUUAAACUCACCUGUGGGUACACUUAAGGACUCAAAUGUGAGCGCUGGGAAUCCAACAGAUGUGACAAACUCUAUUCGGAGAAAUACUGGCACUUUAUGGUCGCACUAUGUUGACUCUCUGCAACCUGAAGGAUCAUCUGCACUUAAUGAAGGCUUCGAAGAAGGGCGUGAACCAGAAAAAAGCGGUUCUGAUUUGAUAUUUGGUUUCACACCUUAUAAUGUAAUAUCUACACCUAUAGGAGCCGGAAAGCAGAGCCCAGAAACCAUUUCUGCUUACUCGACCGCAAAAAAUGUUUUAACAUACAUAAGAGCGACAAAGGGUGCUACUCAAAAUGGUGCUAGCAAAUCUGUUGCGAGUAAAAAAGGUGCAGCCCUCUCGAGCGACAUCAAAAAGACUGGUGGAAUUUUUGAUAGCAAAGCAGGAAGUGAGAGAACAACUGCCUUAUCAACCGUACGAACAAUCGAGAAAGUAACGAACGCGAAUGUUGAUACAACGCAAAAAAAUCCAGAUACCGUCAGAAGACUAAUCAACUCCACUUAG
Molecule: messenger RNA, 990 nt
Organism: Strongylus vulgaris
Lineage: Eukaryota; Metazoa; Nematoda; Chromadorea; Rhabditida; Strongylidae
Source: the annotation of a GenBank genome assembly